Molecule: messenger RNA, 4677 nt
Organism: Gadus macrocephalus (Pacific cod)
Lineage: Eukaryota; Metazoa; Chordata; Actinopteri; Gadiformes; Gadidae
Product: E3 ubiquitin-protein ligase Midline-1-like
Exons: 9
Coding region: 142-2394 (750 amino acids)
Molecular function (GO): protein binding; zinc ion binding
Source: RefSeq, a predicted model, not a curated record
UGCAGCCUCGCUCCACAACCGCAACCCGGACCCCGCGACCUCUCCACCUCCACCGCCUCCUCCGCCGCCCUCUGACUCCGCCCCUCCUCGCCCCGGUGGCCGCCGCCCCCACCCCGCCGUGCAGGGCGUGGUCUGAGCAGCAUGGACACUCUGGAGUCGGAGCUCACCUGCCCAAUCUGCCUGGAGCUGUUCGAGGACCCGCUGCUGCUGCCCUGCGCCCACAGCCUCUGCUUCGGCUGCGCCCACCGCAUCCUCACCACGGGAAACUCCGCCUCCUCCUCCUCCGUCACCUCCUCCUCCUCCAACGCCGCCGUCGCCGCCGCCCACGCCUCCUUCCAGUGCCCCACCUGCCGCUACGUCAUCUCGCUGAGCCCCCAGCGCGGCCUCGAGGGGCUGAAGCGCAACAUCACCCUGCAGAACAUCAUCGACCGCGUGCAGCGCGCCGCCAACGCCUCGACGCUACCGCUGCCGCCGGCGCUGUCGCUAGCCGGCAGCGCCAACGCCAACGCCAACGCCAGCAACACCGCCGCCGUCGCGCCCUACAUCGGCGCCGAUUCGCCGACGGACGAGGGCGGGCGUCACCACGCCCACGCACACGGACACGCCCGAUACAACCACAAGCACCUCGCGCUCGUUCCCCUGCUGGUCAGCACCACCACCGUGGGCGUCAUGUCCACGACUCCGCCCCCUUGCGUCGCCCCGCCCCCGCCGCCGCCGCCGACCCCGCCCCCGGAGCCGGUGCGCUGCCAGUUCUGCGAGCAGGAGCCGGCGCCGGAGGCGGUGAAGACGUGCGUGACGUGCGAGGUGUCGUACUGCGAGGAGUGCCUGCGCGCCACGCACCCCAACAAGAAGCCGUUCACCACGCACCGGCUGGUGGCGCCGGUGGCCGACACCCACCUGCGGGGGCUGCAGUGCCCGGAGCACGAGGAGGAGCGCGUCAACAUGUACUGCGUGACGGACGAGACGCUCAUCUGCUCGCUGUGCAAGCUGGUGGGGCGGCACCGCGACCACCAGGUGGCGGCACUGAGCGAGCGCUACGAGAAGAUGAGGCAAUCUCUGGACUGCAACCUGGGCCACCUCAUCAAGAGGAACAAUGAGCUGGAGUCUAUGAUGGGGAAGCUCAUCCAGACCUGCCAACAUGUGGAGGUGAACGCGUCGCGGCAGGAGGGCAAGCUGCUGGAGGAGUGCGACCUCCUCAUCGAGAUCAUCCAGCAGCGGAGGCAAAUCAUCGGCUCCAAGAUCAAGGAGGGCAAGACGGUGCGCAUGAGGAAGCUGGCCCAGCAGAUCUCCACCUGCCAGCAGUGCAUCGAGCGCUCCUCCUCCCUCAUCACGCAGGCGGACCAGACGCUGAAGGAGACCGACCACGCCCGCUUCCUGCAGAGCGCCAAGGGCAUCACCGAGAGGGUUUCCAUGGCGACGGCGUCCACCCAGGUGCUGAUCCCGGAGAUCAACCUGACGGACAACUUCGACUCGUUCGCCCUGGACUUCACUCGGGAGAAGAAACUUCUGGAGAACCUGGACUACCUGACGGCUCCGACCGCGCCCAACAUCCGGGAGGAGCUGAGCACCGCCUCCUACGACACCAUCAGCGUCCACUGGACCUCUGACGACGAGUUCUCCGUCGUCUCCUACGAGCUCCAGUACACCAUCUUCACCGGGCAGGCCAACAUUGCCAGCUUGUGCGACUCCCUGGACAGCUGGAUGAUCGUGCCCAACAUCAAGCAGAACCACUACACGGUGCACGGCCUGCAGUGCGGCACCAAGUACGUGUUCGUGGUGAGGGCCAUCAACCAGGCGGGCAGCCGCAGCAGUGAGCCGGGGACGCUCAAGACCAACAGCCAGCCCUUCAAGCUGGACCCCAAGUCGGCGCACCGCAAGCUGAAGAUCUCCCACGACAACCUGACGGUGGAACGGGACGAGGCCACGUCCAAGAAGGCCCACAGCCAGGAGCGCUUCACCAGCCACAGCAGCUACGGCGUGGUGGGCAACGUGUACAUCGACAGCGGCCGCCACUACUGGGAGGCGCUGAUAGGGGGCAGCACCUGGUACGCCGUGGGCAUCGCCUACAAGUCGGCACCCAAGCACGAGUGGAUCGGCAAGAACUCUGCCUCGUGGGUGCUGUGCCGCUGCAACAACUCGUGGGUGGUGCGCCACAACAGCAAGGAGCUGACGGUGGAGCCCUCCCCCCACCUGCGGCGGGUGGGUGUCCUGCUGGACUACGACGCGGGCGACCUGAGCUUCUACGACGCGUUGGGCUCGCAGCACCUGCACACCUUCAACGUGUCCUUCGCCCAGCCCGUGUGCCCCGUGUUCAACGUGUGGAACAAGUGCCUGACGGUGCUGACCGGCCUUCCCAUCCCCGACCACCUGGAGGCGCUAGAGCCCCUCAGCUGAGGUCCGGGAAGGAGGGUGGGUGGGAGCGGGGCCAUCGGGAGGGUGGGAAGGGAGGGUACUUGGAAGGUUGUCCUUGGAUGGCGGUAUAUACGGAAGGCAGUCCUCGGGAAAAGGGUUCUUCAGAAAGCGGUCCUCGGAGAUCUGUCGUCGGGAAGCGGUCUUCGGAAAGCGGUCUUCGGAUAGCGGGCUUCAGAUAGCGUUCUUCGCAAAGCGGUCUCAUAAGGUGUCUUAAAAAUCGGAAGAUUGCCUGUUGCCUCACGGUCCUCACAAAGAGGUCCUCAUAAAGCAGUCCUCAUAAGAUGGUCCUCAUAAAGACGUCCUCAUAACGUGGUCCUCAAAGCAGUCCUCGUAAAGUGAUCCUCACAAAGAGGUCCUCAUAUUGCGGUCCUCAUAAAGCGGUCCUCACAAAGCGGUCCUCGCAAAGAGGUCCUCGCAAAGAGGUCCUCAUAGAGCGGUCCUCAUAAAGCGGUCGUCAUAAAUAGGUCCUCACAACCCGGUCCUCACAAACCGGUCCUCACAAAGUGGUCCUCACAAACCGGUCCUCACAAAGAGGUCCUCACAAAGUGGUCCUCACAAAGCUGUCCUCGUAAGGGGUGUUAAAAAACAGAGGGGCUCACCUGGUGCCUCAUAAGACGGUCCUCAUAAAACCACAUAAAAAUUUGACGUUAUUUUACAGUGUGUAUAAAUGAUGAUGACUGAAAGGAAGAAGAAAGAAGAAAAUGAUACUGCUUCCCCUCUUCGUUGUUCUUUUGAAAGGCUCACCAAUGGCCGGACGGGUGAAGCCAAGUUGGUCUCGGGUAAACGGGCAUAACAUCGACAGUAUUGACUCAAUCCAAUUUACUCUGCACGUUGGGCUACUCUUAUUAGCGUUGUUAUUACGAUGAAAGACUCGGACCGGGAGAAUAAAAUGGAAGAAAGCCAGAAACUCUAUUGGACUGUGUGUCAGCGGCUAGUCCGUACGUCGAAGCACAACACCGAGGACACACAUAGAACACGGAAACGUUACAGUACACCCUCCUUGGGACCCCAUCACAGACUCACACUCACAAGUACACUUUACACUGACGCACACACCGGUUGUGUAAAUAGACGGAGAUAUUAGAUGCUUAUUUUGUAAGUCAUUCCUGUUCCAAUGUCCUAAUUCAACCAAUAUAGCCAUUAUUAUUGUUUUACCUGGAUUAUUUAACAGUGGAUGUUAGACACUAAAUUAUAUUUAAGAUAAUUAUAAUAAUGAGGUCAAAUGAAAAACUAUUUUUUAACUAAAUUGACUGUAGAAGUAUAAAUACAUUUACAUGGUUUCUUCUGUGUUUGCACAAUAUUUAUUAAUGUUCUUGUAGGUGAAGCCCGGUGAAAUAUAGUACAGUUUGGUGCAAUUAACAUGCAUUUACAUAUUGUACAUAUUGUACUUCUGUAGUUUAUUUUGACAUUUCUUCCGUUUCUUUUUUUUUUCCUACUAUUGUUUCCAAUUCUACAUAAUAUGUCUGAGUUAUAGCAUUAGCUUAGCUUAGCUAGGAUAAAUGCCCGCUCAAAACAGUUUUCAUGUUCUUUUACAUUCGCUUUUUUUUCAGUUUGAUACACAAUGGUUGGGUUUGUGAAGCUUUUUGUGGCACAUUUUAAACCGUUAGUAAUGAAUUGCUAACAAAUAGUGUUGACACUUAAAAAGAAAAAGGUAUCUUUGACAUACUUUCAUAAUGUUUGUCAUUGCUUGCUUCUUUGCAUCCCAUAGUUUUACAAUGUUGAACAAUAAGUUUCUCCUUCUAGAUCCAAAUAAAAAAGGCAGAGCUUUUAUUUUGAUGGGGCAAUGUAAAUUAUGUCAUGUAUCCUGUCAUUAUCUCCCAGUCACUACAAACACCUGUCGAGAUCCACACUAGCUCUUCUCAGCUAUUCUGGGGGGAAAAAUAAUUUUGGCACAAAAUGUUGAUACAAUAUUAAUGCAUCUCACCUUUUUGCCAUCAUAAAUACCAGGUACACCUAAACCACAUAUUUUCCUUUGAGUAUUUGUGGUAAACCUAAUCUUGAUGUCUAUGUCUCAUCAACAAAACAUUUUGACUUAUUUUUUAUUGUAUUAAGAUGCAUAUAUAUGGUAAAUAUAUAUAUAAGUUAAUGUUUCAAUUUGACACUCGUUGUCGAACAUGUUAGGUGUAAUUAUGGAUAUUCUAAAGAAAUUGUUUUAUAUUUUGAGAAUGCAAGAGCUUGCAUCACUGUAAACUUCCAUCAUUAACCCCUCCAGCGAGAUACGGAUGAGAAAGGCAAAGAAUAAAAGUGGAUUUGAGUUAUAUGUUU